Messenger RNA from Dipodomys spectabilis (banner-tailed kangaroo rat), 4054 nucleotides. It is a transcript of the gene Armc8, whose product is annotated as armadillo repeat containing 8. Bases 65 to 2086 code for a protein of 673 amino acids. Gene Ontology annotation, molecular function: protein binding. Gene Ontology annotation, cellular component: GID complex. NCBI's taxonomy places the organism in Eukaryota, Metazoa, Chordata, Mammalia, Rodentia, Heteromyidae. The record is from RefSeq and is a predicted model, not a curated record. The transcript is spliced from 22 exons. Gene Ontology annotation, biological process: proteasome-mediated ubiquitin-dependent protein catabolic process.
AAAGUGCGGGUGUCCCCGCGCGCGCGCCGGCAGCCGGCCGCCGCCGGGGUGGGAAGGGCCCAAGAUGGCGUGCCUGCUGGAGACCCCCAUCCGCAUGAGCGUCCUCUCGGAAGUAACAGCUAGCAGUCGCCACUAUGUUGACAGGCUAUUUGACCCUGAUCCCCAGAAAGUUCUACAAGGUGUCAUAGACAUGAAAAAUGCUGUCAUUGGAAACAACAAGCAGAAAGCCAACCUCAUCGUUUUAGGAGCUGUCCCAAGAUUGUUGUAUUUGCUUCAGCAAGAAGCUUCAAGCACAGAGCUGAAGGCAGAAUGUGCGGUGGUGUUAGGAAGUCUCGCGAUGGGCACUGAGAACAACGUCAAGUCUCUCCUGGACUGCCAUAUCAUCCCUGCCUUACUGCAAGGACUGUUGUCUCCAGACCUGAAGUUCAUCGAAGCAUGCCUCCGAUGCCUCCGCACCAUCUUCACCAGCCCCGUCACGCCCGAGGAGCUGCUCUAUACGGAUGCCACAGUAAUACCACACCUCAUGGCGCUGCUGAGCAGGUCCCGCUACACCCAGGAGUACAUCUGUCAGAUCUUCUCACACUGCUGCAAAGGGCCAGAUCAUCAAACAAUUUUAUUUAACCACGGCGCAGUUCAGAACAUUGCUCACCUACUCACCUCACUCUCCUACAAGGUUCGAAUGCAAGCACUGAAAUGCUUCUCCGUGUUAGCUUUUGAAAACCCCCAGGUAUCGAUGACUCUGGUAAACGUGUUGGUUGAUGGAGAGUUGUUGCCGCAGAUCUUUGUGAAGAUGUUGCAGAGGGAUAAGCCCAUCGAGAUGCAGCUCACGUCUGCCAAAUGUUUAACUUACAUGUGCAGAGCUGGAGCAAUUCGGACUGAUGACAGCUGCAUUGUACUGAAGACAUUGCCUUGUUUGGUUCGAAUGUGCAGUAAGGAAAGACUAUUGGAGGAGAGGGUGGAGGGAGCGGAGACACUGGCCUAUCUGAUUGAGCCCGACGUAGAACUGCAGAGGAUCGCCAGCAUAACUGACCACCUCAUUGCCAUGCUGGCCGACUACUUCAAGUACCCCAGCUCCGUGAGUGCCAUCACCGACAUUAAACGGCUGGAUCACGACCUAAAGCACGCUCACGAGCUCCGCCAGGCGGCCUUCAAGCUCUACGCCUCCCUGGGCGCCAACGACGAGGACAUCCGGAAGAAGAUCAUUGAGACUGAAAAUAUGAUGGACCGAAUUGUGACUGGCUUGUCUGAGUCUAGUGUCAAGGUGCGCUUAGCUGCUGUCAGAUGUUUGCACAGUUUAUCCAGAUCUGUACAGCAACUUAGAACCAGUUUCCAGGAUCACGCGGUGUGGAAACCUUUAAUGAAGGUUUUACAGAAUGCACCAGAUGAAAUCCUAGUAGUAGCAUCUUCUAUGUUAUGUAAUCUUCUUCUCGAGUUUUCUCCAAGCAAAGAGCCAAUUCUAGAAUCGGGAGCUGUGGAACUACUUUGUGGAUUAACCCAGAGUGAAAAUCCUGCUUUACGAGUGAAUGGAAUUUGGGCCUUAAUGAAUAUGGCAUUUCAGGCUGAACAAAAAAUAAAAGCCGAUAUUUUACGAAGCUUGAGUACUGAACAGCUCUUCCGGUUAUUAUCAGAUUCAGAUUUGAAUGUGCUGAUGAAGACCCUGGGCCUCCUUCGGAAUCUCCUCUCCACUCGGCCCCACAUAGACAAAAUAAUGAGUACUCACGGGAAGCAGAUCAUGCAGGCGGUCACUCUGAUACUGGAAGGAGAGCAUAGUAUUGAGGUGAAGGAGCAGACACUGUGCAUCUUAGCCAACAUAGCCGACGGGACAACAGCAAAAGAGCUCAUCAUGACCAAUGAUGACAUCCUGCAGAAAAUCAAGUAUUACAUGGGCCAUUCACACGUCAAACUGCAGCUCGCCGCUAUGUUUUGUGUAUCAAACCUCAUAUGGAACGAAGAGGAAGGUUCACAGGAACGCCAGGAUAAAUUACGAGACAUGGGCAUUGUAGAUAUCCUCCAUAAACUGAGUCAGUCGCCAGACUCAAACCUUUGUGACAAGGCAAAGACCGCACUGCAGCAGUACCUGGCGUGAUUGGAGCUCCCCAGCCCGGCCUGGCCCGGCCCAGCCCGGCACCUGCCAGUGUCCCUCGGUCCUGGCCUAAGGAUGCACAGGACUAGCCUCAUUUGAUUCCUUCUAUUUGCACAAGUCACCUUGGACUGCAGGGAGCUGUUUUGCAAAAGCAAUUUAGUAGGCUUAGAUCUCAAAUUCAUCUUGAGAACUUUUUUUUUUUUUUGAGGUAGUAUUUUCCUCAGAGGACUAUUAACAUUGUAUUUUGGUUUGGUUUGGUUUUUCUGAGCUACCUGGACUCUUUAUUAGAACAAUCAAUCAUUUUCCUUUGGACCUACAAUUUUUUGCCUAUGCUGCAGCCACUUUGUGGGUGGGAAUGAGUGUGCGUAUGUGUGUGUGCGUGUGCACAUGUGUGUGUGUGUGUGUGUGUGUGCGUGUGUACACAGGAGUCAACUGAAUGUAUGUGUGGGUGAGGGAUACCUCAGAUUUUUUUCUUUUCUUAUUUUGUGUGAAAAUCUCUUUUCUACAGAUUUUCCAGGGUUUAAGCAUUGCUUGCUGUAUAAAAGAAAAUAACAAAAAAAACUUUACUGAAUUAUAUACAGUUUGAAUGAAAUGUUAUUUUAAAACAAAACAAUUGUUUAGUGUUCCAUAAAGGUUAUGUUGAAUUUUGGUCAGAUGAAUAUUUGUAAGUAAAAAAUAUAUAUACAUAUAUAUAUAUAUAUAUAUGCAUUUCUGAACCUCAACUUACAUAGAUUUUUCUUUAUAAAAACAAAGACCAAAAAAAAAAAAAAAAAUUCACAGGAAAAAAACAAACUUGGCUGUCAGCCGGCUCUGUCCUUGGUGCUGUGUGAACCUGCGCGCCUGGCUGCAACGGUGUGCGCAGGCGCUGUGUGAAACCGCGCGCCUGGCUGCAACGGUGUGCGCAGGCGCUGUGUGAAACCCGCGCGCCUGGCUGCAACGGUGUGCGCAGGCGCUGUGUGAAACCGCGCGCCUGGCUGCAACGGUGUGCGCAGGCGCUGUGUGAAACCGCGCGCCUGGCUGCAACGGUGUGCGCAGGCGCUGUGUGAAACCGCGCGCCUGGCUGCAACGGUGUGCGCAGGCGCUGAGCCUCCUGCAGCCCCCGUCAUCCCAUUCUCAGGUGCCCCAAGUCCGAAGGCCAGGGUGGAGCGAGCGAGGCAACAAAUUCACACCCCGAGGUGUCCCCGCUGCUGGCGAGAAGUCCUGCAGGAAGCACCCGGAGCUGCUGAGCCGUGCGAGAGCCUGCCGCUGGCGUGGAAAGCUCCGGCCCCAAGCCACAAGCAGGGGUGUUCACUUGGUGGGGUGAAGUCGGAUCGCGCGCUCUCUGAAGCAGCAGGGUCGUGUCACUGCGAAGCUCCCGAGGUUUCAGCGACCCAUCCCUGGAAGGAAGGGACAGGGUGCCCCGCCGAGAAACCUGCCUCUUUGCCAUCCCCGCAAGACGCUCGUGGGCAGGACGAGACUCUUUCCCCCCCCCAGGAAGAUCGCAGAUGACGUCUUUCUUCUUGGCAGCCCUUUGUACCCCUUGGCUUGACACCAGCUCCAACUUGCGGUCGCUCUGCGGUGAACCCGACAGAAGUUGCUCCUGACUGAAGCGUGCCACCGUGUCUGCCCCCCGAUGGGGUCCCACGCCCGCCCACCGGCCACUCCCGAGGGGCUGCGCCCACCACACAGCGCCCUCUCUCCAACUCCCACCUUCCUUGGUUGGAAGGCUUCACAUGGUUGAUUGUGAAUGAAUGUUUUUAAGAUGUAUUUAAUGCAACGCUUCCUGUUCUCAACAUGACCCUCCUCCCAAGAUUCAAACACGGAGAUGUCCGCAUUAUUUUUAUUUUUCCAGGGUAUUUACUGAUUUUUAAAACCUGCCCCAGCAGGAACUUGGAUUAUAUGCAGAUCCCAGGAGUGCUCAUGUAAGAAAACCAAUUUAUUUAGGAAUUCAGCCUUCUUUAGGGCCUACUCCUUGUCACUUUUAAUUACUGG